AACCACUUGCUGUCCCAUCACUGCCGUGCAAACCCCCCAAAACAAGACCUCAACCCUUGAAACCAGCAAGACAUCAUAAACAGUCACUUCUACCUAAAGCAUUACACCCCAUUUCAAACCAUCCACAAUGAAAUCCACCCUCGCAAUCACCCUCCUCGCAGCCCUCACCGGCCAAGCCUACUCAGCCAGCUUCCGUCUCGGCCUCCGCAAUAGCGACUACAUCGCUGCCCCGGAAACACCCAGCGACGCCGAAACCCCAUCCGUCGUCUUCUACACCCCCGGCGAAAUCCCCGCCGAGCAAGAAGAAUGGCAAUUCCAGCUGCCCGAGGAGAACUCGGACACCGAAGUCCUAAUCCAGCACGUCCAGACCGAGAAAUACAUCCAAUGCAGCCCGGAAGAUGCCGCAUGCGUAUUGACUGACAACGGAACUUCUUUUACGGCGUAUAAUGCUGAUUUCGAGAAUGGGGUGUUCAGGGUCGGGGUGGACUUUGGACAGGGGCAGGAAAAUUGGGUGCUGGAGGCGGGUGAUGUUUUGCAUUUGGCAGAGCCGGCGGAGGAGGUUGAUGCGCAGUGGUUUACUUUCAAUGUGGAGGAGGAAGAGGAGUAG
Messenger RNA from Aspergillus melleus, 607 nucleotides. RefSeq lists its product as uncharacterized. The record is from RefSeq and is a predicted model, not a curated record. The coding region runs from base 128 to 607 and encodes 159 amino acids. The transcript has a single exon. Lineage: Eukaryota; Fungi; Ascomycota; Eurotiomycetes; Eurotiales; Aspergillaceae.